Molecule: messenger RNA, 2370 nt
Organism: Mesoplodon densirostris (Blainville's beaked whale)
Lineage: Eukaryota; Metazoa; Chordata; Mammalia; Artiodactyla; Ziphiidae
Gene: ADAMDEC1
Product: ADAM like decysin 1
Exons: 14
Coding region: 221-1621 (466 amino acids)
Biological process (GO): proteolysis
Molecular function (GO): metalloendopeptidase activity
Source: RefSeq, a predicted model, not a curated record
UCCUUAAGCUGUAACCACAGACAUAAACACCUCUCAUAAAUGAGGAACAUUCUCACGAUCUUGACACUGCAAUCUCUUAGCAACUUCCCUGUGUCAUUAGGAAACAUUCCUCAAUCUCCCAAAGAAGGUUUGAGGUUUUUAGCUUUUUUUUUUUUUUUUUCCAAUUUGUAAAGAGAAGUAGGGGAAGAUCAAACUGGAUAGCUGGGGGGACCAACUCUUCAUGGUGUGUGGGACGUCUCAGCUCCCUACAGUAGCCAGCAUGUCUUUGGUCCUGCUUCCCACCCUCUGGCUCAUCGUUCAAGCUCAAGCAAUAGCCAUAAAGCAGACUUCUGAACUACAGCCCUAUGAAGUAGUUCGUCCUAAAAAACUACACAUUUUACACAAAGGAGAGAUACAGAACAACCAGACAGAGAAACAUGGCAAAGAGGAAAGAUAUGAACCUGAACUUCAGUAUCAGAUGAUAUUAAAUGGAGAAGAAGUCAUUCUUUGCCUACAAAAAGCCAAGCAUCUCCUGGGGCCAGACUAUCUUGAAACAUAUUACUCACCCAGAGGAGAGAAAAUCACAACAAGCCCUCAGAACAUGGAACACUGCUACUUUAAAGGACACGUCCUAAAUGAAAAGGAUUCUGUUGCCAGCAUUUCUACUUGUGAUGGGCUGAGGGGAUACUUUACACAUCACAAUCAGAGAUACAUGAUAAAGCCUCUGAAAAACACAGACCAAGAAGAACAUGCUGUCCUCGUAUACAACCAGGAGGAGCUAGACCCAGCUAAUCACACCUGUGGUGUAAGAAAUGUUGGCGGGAAACAGAGCCUUAUUAGAACCUCAAGGUCACUCAAAGGGCCGGAGAAAGACUUUCUUCAGGCUGAGAAAUACAUCGAUCUCUUUUUGGUGCUGGAUAAUGCCUUUUAUAACAUGUAUAAUAGGAAUGUAACUUUGAUAAGAAGCUUUGUGUUUGAUGUGAUAAACCUACUCAAUGUGAUUUAUAAUACCAUAGAUGUUCAAGUGGUCUUGGUAGGUAUGGAAAUCUGGUCUGAUGGUGAUAAAAUAAAGGUGGUACCCAACGCAGAUGUCACCUUUAACAACUUUCUGAAUUGGCAUCGUUCUAACCUGGGGAAGAUGAAGAUCCAUGACCAUGCUCAGCUACUCAGUGGAGUUGGCUUCAAAAAUCGAAUUACAGGACUGGCAGCCUCGAAUUCCUUGUGCUCCCCAUCGUCUGUUGCCGUUAUUGAGGGUAAGAGAAAGAAUAGUGUCUCUCUUGUAGGAGUGGUGGCACAUGAGUUGGGUCAUGUCCUCGGUAUGCCUGAUGUUCCAUAUAACACCAAGUGUCUCUCUGGGAGUUGUGUGAUGAAUGAAUAUCUGAGUUCAAGAUUCCCAAAGGAUUUCAGUACAGUCAGUCGCUCACAUUUUAAAAAAUAUAUUUUAUCUCAAAAACCAAGAUGCUUGCUGCAAACACUGGUUCCUAAAAAUAUGAUGAUAAAACCAGUGUGUGGGAACCAACUUCUGGAAGUAGGAGAAGUCUGUGAUUGUGGCUCUCCUGAGGAAUGUGCCAAUCCUUGCUGUGAGGCCAUGACCUGUAUGUUAAAACCUGAAGCUGACUGUGGAAAAAACAAUAAACCAUAACACAGAAUGAAUCCAAAAAUCCACUUCAUUGAGAUGCUACUUGCCAGGACAAGAAUCAAGAAAUCUAAACAUGCCAGGAAUCUUGCAUAUUCUCACUGUUGUCCUGAGACAUAUUUUGCUUUUCACUUGUCAUUAUGCUUCCUAUAUUUUUACCACUCCAGCCAACAGGUCAAUAAAUGUAUUUAGAGAAGCUGCAUGUUUUCUAAGCCUGAUCUUUAGUGUAUUUUUAAGGACCCUGAAGCUGUUGUUUAGCUCUGCUCUUUGGAGAACAAAAGAAAUUAGCCUUUGACUAAAACACCUCAAAAUGUUCUGCUGAAUUAUGCAGCUCAAUUCAGAAUUGUAAAAUGACAAGUGACAUGUGUUUUAACCCCACUUUUUUUUUUUUUUUUUUUUUUUGCAGUACGCGGGCCUCUCACUGUUGUGGCCUCCCCCGUUGCGGAGCAUAGGCUCCGGACGCGCACGCUCAGUGGCCAUGGCUCAUGGGCCUAGCCCCUCCGUGGCAUGUGGGAUCUCCCUGGACCGGGGCACGAACCCGUGUCCCCUGCAUUGGCAGGUGGACUCUCAACCACUGCGCCACCAGGGAAGACCCUUAUUAAGCAUUUUAAUUUUGUCAUGUGUAAUCCUUUCACCAUCACAUUUAACAUUAAUCUGGAGAAGUCUGCAUUGCUUACACAGGAAUUUAGCCACCAAGGGAUGCUUCAUUCAUCUAUUGGCUUAAUGAACCACAAUGUCAAUGAAUAAAAGCAAAA